Messenger RNA from Bacidia gigantensis, 1266 nucleotides. RefSeq lists its product as uncharacterized. The transcript has a single exon. The record is from RefSeq and is a predicted model, not a curated record. NCBI's taxonomy places the organism in Eukaryota, Fungi, Ascomycota, Lecanoromycetes, Lecanorales, Ramalinaceae. The coding region runs from base 1 to 1266 and encodes 421 amino acids. Gene Ontology annotation, molecular function: glucan endo-1,3-alpha-glucosidase activity.
AUGGCCUCUAUCCACCACUACCCCCACCACUCCCUCCACCACCGCCGCAAACCGACCCAGCAUACCGACCCCCUCGUUUUCGCCCACUACAUGAUAUGUUUCCAGCCCCCAAACGGCGACUACAAGCCGGACAUCCUCCUCGCGCAAGCCGCGGGCAUCGACGCCUUCGCCAUCAACUACGGCGCUCCCGGCAUCCCCUGGCCAGACCUCGAAGCCUUCCUCGACAAAUUCUACCAUGACGCCGCCAGCCUGCAUUUCAAAGUCUUCAUGUCCUACGACUUGGAAGUGCUCUCCGACCCCACCAUCAUGGUCAACACGAGCAACACCUACCUGCACCACCCAGCCCAACUCUGGGUCGACAACAAAAUCUUCCUCUCCUCCUUCGCCACGGGCCCGCCCCCGUUCAGCUGGCAGCACGACGUCCUCGACAAGAUCGCCGCGCCCGUGAUGUUCAUGCCUGGCACGAUCGGCGAAUCCGCGCGCGCCACGGCAGCCCAGUUCACAGGCUCGGGGCCCUUCACGUGGAUUCAUCCCGCCAGCAGCGUCCAGCAGGAAGCCGCCAUCGACAACGACUACUCCGCCCAGCGUGAGGUGGCUGGCGUGCCCUGGAUGGCCGGUGUAGCGCCCUGGUUCUUCAAGCGCAUGCCUGGUAUGGGGAACUGGAUGCAUGCGCAGGAUGACGGGAUUUGGUAUGAUCGCUGGAUGCACCUGCUGGAUGUGAAGCCGAAUUUCAUUGAGUUGGUCACGUGGAAUGAUUUUGGGGAGAGUAGUUAUGUGGGGCCCGUGGGUGCGUGGACUGGGAAUAAGCAGGCGCAGAGUGAUUGCUUCUACGGCGGGUUGAAUCAUACCGCGUUCCUAUCGAUGACGAAGUUCUUUACCAGGGCGUUCAAGAGUGGAGGGGGUAAUUCGAGCUUCAGUAUUUCGCCCGCGGAGGAAGAUGUGUAUUUCUUCUACCGUCUGCAGCCCGCUGCAUCCUUGGGUGGGUAUGGGGGUAUGCCAUUGCCAAAGAACGCGAAGGAUUGCAAGGAUACCGUCACAGUGCUUUCGUUCCUUGCUGAGGAGGCAACGGUGACGCUGGCGUCCGGAGGAGCGAACCAUACGAUCAAUUUUCCCAAGGGAGUCAACAAGCAGUCGAUUCCUUUCAACUUUGGGGACCAGAGCUUGAGUAUGGAUAGGCCACUGGGUGGAGGCAGAGUGUUGAAUAAGAAGGGCCCGCCAAUUGUGCAAUAUAGGGAUGCGUACACCGGGAACGUAAAUGCGAUCUGA